Messenger RNA from Saccostrea cuccullata (small rock oyster), 1860 nucleotides. RefSeq lists its product as uncharacterized. Gene Ontology annotation, cellular component: cytoplasm. The record is from RefSeq and is a predicted model, not a curated record. NCBI's taxonomy places the organism in Eukaryota, Metazoa, Mollusca, Bivalvia, Ostreida, Ostreidae. Bases 61 to 1827 code for a protein of 588 amino acids. Gene Ontology annotation, biological process: protein ubiquitination. Gene Ontology annotation, molecular function: ubiquitin-protein transferase activity; metal ion binding. The transcript is spliced from 15 exons.
AACUUUUGAUUAUAUCUAUGAUCGUAAACUUAGUCUGUUAUUUAUAUCAAGGGAUAGGAUAUGUAUCAAUCGGUUGAUCUACAGUACUGGAAUAGUCUUGCUAAACUUGAGGCAGAGGAAAAUCAGAAACGAAAGUUUCAGCAUGGAAGAGGAAUAUGUACCGUCUUUCUAUUGGAUACAUCAGGUAGUAUGGCAGGAGAUGGAUUUCGUCAAAUGCAGGAGGCUUUCAUGGAAAUAUUAAACGAAAUUAGCGCUCAUCCAGAUACAGAUGAAAACGUUGCAGUUAUAUCCUUUGGCAGAGAGGUCAAAUUCUUACAUUAUUAUUCGAACAACUAUGGAUCUGUUAUACAAUGUCUAGCUGAUGUAGAGUGCAGUGGCAGUUCUCCUAUGGAAGCCGGUAUCCUUUUGGCUUUGUCCUGCUUGCUUUACGGAGGAGGUCAUACUGCAGUUUUUGAUCACAAUAUAACCGUUUGUGCUAGGUUUAUUAUUAUUUCUGAUGGAUGGCCAUCAACAUCUGCUGACAUCGGAGGUCCAGAAAUCGACAAAAAGAGCAAAGAACCGUUUUACGAUGGAACUAUUGCAGGAAUAGAAGCAUUAAUCAAAACAAUUGGAAGAACUAACCCUAUUGUUUGUAUUCCCGUGGGAUCUGAUCCAAAUGCUGUAUUUUUUGAAAACUUGAUGCAUCUAUCAAGAAGAGGGAGGCUUAUUAAUCAUAGAGAUGCCCGCCAGUGUGGACGAUUUGGUCUCCAUAUAAAACUGACUGAUCUCAUUUUGGAUCAAAGGGCAGCAGAUCAAAUAAAACGUAAAGAUAUUGAAAGAAUUGUUAGGUUUACAAGAAUUAGGACUGACUUCACUAAACAGGAUUUGGAGGACAUCUUCACUAUUAUAAAUAGUUUAGAUUUAUACAAACCAAUCACUGCUGAAGACCUUGAAGAUGAUGAGUACACUGAACGCUAUCCAAAUGUUCCUAAAAUUGGCACCAGGGUAAAACGAGGACUUCACUGGACCUAUAAAAACCAAGAUAGUAAUAGACCCGGAACAGUAGUAGGACACUCUGAAAGAUAUGGUUGGGUUAUCGUGGAAUGGGACAAUGGAGUUAAAUUAGAUUACCAGUAUGGAUUCGAUGGUAUGAUAGAAAAGUAUGACAUCGCUUCAUGUAAAGAACCAAGGAUUUUAGAAAAUGAAUUAAUUGCAGUUGGUUGUCUUGUUUCCAGAGGUCCAGACUGGAAAUGGGGAGAUCAAGACGGCGGAGAAGGAAAUAUUGGAACGGUAUAUAGAGUCAAACAAGAGGCUGUAGUUUAUGUGAAAUGGCCAAAUGGCAACCGUUGUAACUACAGAUAUGGAUACAAAAAUAAGUAUGAUGUUCUAAUAUGUGAUCCUUUCGAAGCAUCGUAUCAUUCCAAUCGACGAUUAAAUCAUUCUGAACCUCAAACAUCUUCAAGAGGGACAAGAGGAAGAGAAUUGAAAUCCCAUUCAACAUCAAAUGGUGUUGACCAGUCACAAUCUCACAGAUACACAGAAUGCAGCUCCAAGAAUAUUGAAUUGGACGAAGCAUCAAAAUGUGAAACAUCGUAUGAGUGUAACGAAAACAGUUCAUGUAAACAAGCAUGGGAUCGUAGAUGGCAGUGGAAAGAUUCUUCUGGAAGUUGGAACGAUUAUAGUGAUGAAAUAAAUGAUAAAAUAGAAGACUGUUACAGAAGAAAGCCUGAGUCAUCAGUUGUUAUCAAUUUAAAGGGACACCUAUGCAGGAUUAUUUUUGUAAAAAGGAUACAAAUUGACACUAUUUCCAAAUCAAUAACAGAUAUAAGAAGCAGUUGGGACGAUUGAUCAAUAACGAAUAUUUUGAGACAUAAUGGAAUG